GGGUCACGUCGACGUCGUCGUCUUCGGCGGCUAUAAAACUAGGUUAGACGUCGAGCGACCGGCCCCUUGCUUCUCUCCCCCGGCCCGCCCGCCCGCCCGCUCGCUCGCCGCUGGAUCAGUUUCGUGGCGCUUUGGAGCAGCGAAGUGGUUGCUGUGCUUGGUAUUUCUAGUGCGUAGUAUCGCCAUCAGCGCUCAAUAAUACUACUCCUCUUCCUCUAUGCUGCACGCCCCGGCCCCUUUGUUUUGUAGCUCUUGUCAGCGAACCUUCCCCCUGAAAACCCCACCCACCCUUCCUCUCCGAUCCUCCUAGUAGCGCCUCACUUGCUUCAUUCCGAUCCAUUCCACCACCCAUCUCCCUCCUCAGCUCCCCUCUCCGCUCUCCCUCCCUCGCUCGCGCUCUCCACGCGGAUCACCGGAGGCUAGCUAGCAAGCUCGACCGGCGCGGCCGAUCUAGCUCGCGCUUGUUGGCCGCUUCAGCUUAGCAGCGGCGGCACGUCGUCAACCUGUGCUGUGAGAAAGACUAGUAGAGAGAGAUACGUGUAAGGAUGGCUGGCGCGGGGGGUGCGACGGCUGUGAAGCAGCCGGCGGCGGGGGCGCCCGACGCUGGGGCCAGCAGGAGCGGGGUCGGGGCUGGCGCCGCCGGGGCGCCGGUCGCCGACCCGCGCGCCGAGGCGCUGCGGUGCCCGCGCUGCGACUCGGCCAACACCAAGUUCUGCUACUACAACAACUACUCGCUGUCGCAGCCGCGGCACUUCUGCAAGGCGUGCAAGCGCUACUGGACGCGCGGGGGCACGCUCCGCAACGUCCCCGUCGGCGGGGGCUGCCGCAAGAACAAGCGCUCCAGGAGCAGCGGCGGGCCCGGCGCCGGCGGGAGGAACGGGUCCUCCGCUGCUGCUGCUGCUGCCGCCGCCGCCGCCGCCGUCACGUCCUCCUCGGCGCCGUCGACGCUGUCCCUCCCGCUGCAUACGGGGUCCCUGCCGUCGUUGUCCUCGGCGCUGGGGCUGCCCGGGGGCGCCUCGCUCGCGUCGCUCCUCCUCGGGACCGCUGGCUCUGGCGGUGACCACCUCGGCCUCUUCCAGGCCGCCAUGCAGUCGGUGGUCUCCUCGGAGGCGACCGCCUACGAGAUGCAGCAGCAGCAGCAGACGCAGGUGGACCACCUGCUAGGCCUCGGCUACGGAGGCGCCGGCGCCGGCGCCGGCGCGCAGAUCCACCUCAAGCCGUGGAUGCACGAGGCACCCGGUGCUGGCGCGGGCGGGAUCAUGGACAGCUUCUACGCGCCGCUGCUGUCCAGCUCCCUCGUGCCGGGCCUGGAGGAGCUGCACGUCAAGGCGGAGGUCGCCGGUGCCGGGGAUCACCAGCAGAAGCCCGCGCCCGGGGACCAGCAGAGCGCCAGCUGGGAGCUGCCGACGCCGUCGUCGUCCAACGUCGACGCCAACGUCAUCGCAUCUGACGCGCUCAUGGCCGCCGCCGCCGCGUCCAUGAACCCCGGGGUUAGCUCCGCCACAGCCGCCACGGCGCCAACCGUCCCCUCCUCGUUCAUGUACUGGGGCAACGGCGGUAUUGGCGGCGCUGCCGCGGCGUGGCCAGACCUCACCAACUGCGGAUCCUCCAUUGCCACGUUCUUCUAGCCGUCUGGCUGUCCCGCACUCCCGCUGGCCUCGCGUUAACUUCGUUUUUUUACCUUAAUUUUCUGGUUAAUUUUUUCUUGACUAAAAUAACAUGUAAUUUGUGGGGAAAGCUGAGAUGAGAGAGAGAGAGAGAGAGCACUGUGGAAGAAGAGAGCUAGAUCAUCUCACCACCUCAUAGGGCAGAAAAUUGGACAAAUCAAACAAUGAUCCAAUAUUUCAAGAGGAUUUCUUCACCGACGACUCUGAGCUUCAUCGGAUCUAUGGUCUUCGCCGUCGAGCGAUGAUCAAGGCCGUCGACGACUAGAGCAUGCAUGGAUUUGGGAGGAGGAGGAGGACAACAUGAGACCAUGGGGAAGCUAAAGAGAGCUAGCAAAGAAGCCAAGAAGUGUAAGUGCAGCGCUGCCAUGACACUACUUGAUUUCCUACUUCGUUCUUGGCUAGCUAGCUUCUCCUUGGGUGUUUUGUACAUAGAGCAUAUGGUGUGUGUGGGGAUACAAUAGUCAAGGUGGCCCAUGAGAGAUCAUGCAUGGUGCAAGUCAUGAACCUCUCUCUCUCAUCUCGGCAUUUGAAAUCAGUGUGUUUAAUUGGUUACUUCCUCUCUCUCUCUCUCUCUCUCUCUCUCUCUACCAUGGUUUUUGGAAGAACUCUCUAGAUGUACAAGUUAAUACUACUAGUACUUUCCACACCUAUUGCAGCUGAAUUAGAGAACUGUUUUUGAGUUCUCAUGCAUUAUUAGAGUUGUCAAGGGUUCAUCAUGCAUCAAGUUAUCUAGCUACUUUCUUUCUCCCUGCUUCUACUUCUAGAGUGGAAUUAAUUUCUCCUUCUUUCUCGGGGGUUUUUUUUGUUCAAACUUGGCUUGUACGAAUUAUGAUGGCUUUGUGAGUUAUGAGAAAUUUAAACAUCUGGCACUUCUAAUGAU
Molecule: messenger RNA, 2547 nt
Organism: Zea mays
Lineage: Eukaryota; Viridiplantae; Streptophyta; Magnoliopsida; Poales; Poaceae
Product: dof zinc finger protein 2
Exons: 1
Coding region: 546-1628 (360 amino acids)
Biological process (GO): regulation of DNA-templated transcription
Molecular function (GO): DNA binding; DNA-binding transcription factor activity
Source: RefSeq, a predicted model, not a curated record